UGUUGCGGCGGGUGGCAGUGGCUCAUCGCGUCCGAGAGCGAUAGCGCGUUUAUCAAGUUCCAGCUAUGUCUGCGAACGGCACCGCGGCCGCGGAACCGCGGCUGUGCCACGUGCGAAAAGUCCCCGAUUUCGACGGCUAUGGCUUCAACCUGCACGCCGAAAAGGGCAAGCCAGGCCAGUACAUCGGCAAGGUGGACGAAGGAUCGCCCGCGGAGAAGGCGGGGCUGCGCCGCGGCGACCGCAUCCUUGAAGUGAACGGUCACAGUAUAGCGGGCGAGACGCACAAACAAGUGGUAGCGCGCAUCAAGGAGCGCGGCGACGACGCCGAGCUGCUGGUGGUUGCCCCGGCGCCCGGCGAGCCCAUGCCGGACCUGGACGCGCCCGAGCGGCCUGCCAACAACACUGCGGCCUCCUCCAACGACUCCACGCCGACCACCGGCUCGACAGGCUCCGACCGGACCGACGGAGCGUCCCCUGAGCCGCCCCGCCUCAACCUACAGAUGACAGCCGCGGAGAUGCGUGCUUUCUUAGCAGCUAAAAAGAAAGUAGACCCCAAAAAGGUGCCAAUGGAUCUCAAAUCCAAGUUCGAUAUCGUUAAGAAGUUGUGAGGUGCCGUGUCGUGUGUGCGUGAUGCGAGCUCGCGUGUCGAUGAAACGCCCUAUUGUACAUAACGGAGGCGCUGUUGCCUAUGCGCAGGUGCAAUGCGGUGUUGCCAGCCCGCGCCGUGACAUCAGUACUCUACCGUGUCAUGUUUGAUUUGUGAUCGUAUACCUGUACAAUUUUUUGUAUCAUAAUAUUACCGAAAGAAUGUAACAUAUCGUGCCUAUAAAAUUGCCAUUGAAGUUGUACAUAGGUACUUAAGGAAUUUAAUGGAAUAUUUUUUAUUUAUGUGCGUAACAGAUUUAAAUUUUAUUAAUUGAUUAUUAUCUAAUUGUUUUAGUUAGAAUAAUGUUUAAUUAAGUGCAAUUAUUGUUGAGUGAUUUAAUAAACAAGUUGAAAAAUA
Colias croceus (clouded yellow) is the source of this 1003-nucleotide messenger RNA. RefSeq names its product Na(+)/H(+) exchange regulatory cofactor NHE-RF1. Lineage: Eukaryota; Metazoa; Arthropoda; Insecta; Lepidoptera; Pieridae. Gene Ontology annotation, cellular component: apical plasma membrane. The transcript has a single exon. The record is from RefSeq and is a predicted model, not a curated record. Gene Ontology annotation, biological process: protein localization to plasma membrane. The coding region runs from base 66 to 608 and encodes 180 amino acids. Gene Ontology annotation, molecular function: protein binding; protein-membrane adaptor activity.